AUGUCUGCCUCACUGUCGGAAGCACGUAUGAUGGGAGUAGUCAAGUAUACCUACGGAUCUCAAACCACCAGUUCGUGUUCCGGGACUACAUCCUUCGACCUUGGGGGCCCCCCCCCCAAUAAACGGGGGGGCACACCAAAAACAAUGGGGGGGGGGGGGGGGGGGGGGGGGGGGGGAAAAAAAGUUGUGGGGGGGAAAAAAUGGGGGGGGGGGGGAAAAAUUUUGGGGGGGGGGGGGGGGGAGGGUAAAAAAAAAAUAUAA
This is a messenger RNA of Dicrocoelium dendriticum, 261 nucleotides long. The record is from the annotation of a GenBank genome assembly. Lineage: Eukaryota; Metazoa; Platyhelminthes; Trematoda; Plagiorchiida; Dicrocoeliidae.